Molecule: messenger RNA, 750 nt
Organism: Polistes dominula (European paper wasp)
Lineage: Eukaryota; Metazoa; Arthropoda; Insecta; Hymenoptera; Vespidae
Gene: amrt
Product: TM2 domain-containing protein 2 amaretto
Source: RefSeq, a predicted model, not a curated record
AAUUUGAUCUUUUUCUCUCUCUCUCUCUUUUAAUAUAACCAACGAAUAAAUCAAUCCUUUCAAAUAUAAACCUGUCAAUUCAUACGACGAUACGUUUAAAAUGUUAUUUUUGACAAAAUGAGGUUAGAUCUGAUAUUUCUCAUUCUUAUCGGAUUUUGCUGGAAUUUGAUUGAAUUGGUAGUUUCAACAAAUGACAGUAUGGUACCAGAAAUGGAGUAUAAACCGUUAGGACCGUUGGUAAAGUGCAAAUUUCUUCCAAUUGAAUUUCUCGAAUGUGAACAACCAACUGAUCUAAAAGGAAAUAAAACUGCAAAAGAAGAAUCAGGUCCAGGUUGUGUCAAGUUUGGAGGAUCCCGCUAUGAAGAUGUGGAAAAAACUGUAGUAUCUUGUACUGUAUUUCCAGACAUAGAAUGUCAUGGUAAUAGAACCUUUCCACGCAAGGGUGUUCCUUGCAUAAAAUACAGUGAACAUUUUUUUGUAACUACGUUACUUUAUAGCAUAUUGUUAGGUGUAUUAGGCAUGGAUCGAUUUUGUCUUGGACAAACAGGAACUGCAGUGGGUAAAUUGUUAACAGUUGGUGGUGUUGGAGUAUGGUGGAUUGUUGAUGUUAUUCUAUUAGUAACUAAUUCUUUGCAACCUGAAGAUGGUAGUAAUUGGAAUCCUUAUGUAUAGUGAACAUAUUGCAUAUAUAUUUACAUAAAUAUUGUUAAAAAUUUUAUAUCACUAAAUACAUUGUUUAAGGAUAUAUAA